AUGAUACCCGCAAAUGAACUACGCACCUGGACCCGCCAGCUCGGCGACGUCACUUACACCGUCUCAACCGAUCCAUCCCAAAUUCAGCUUGACGCCCUCAAUGAUGCUUUCGCCUCCGACAUGGUCUACUGGGCAAAACCGAUCCCCCGGAAGCGCUCAAGCUCUGCGUGGAGCAGUCGCUGUGUUUCGGGCUCCGAAGAGGGCAGCCAAGGUCACAAAAUGGUCGGCUUCGGCCGUCUCAUCACCGAUUACGUGACUUUUGCGUACCUCACGGACGUCUAUGUACUGGCUGAACAUCAGGGCAAGGGCCUGGGCAAGUGGAUGAUGCAGUGUCUGGACGAGGUGCUGCGCUCGUGGCCCAACCUUCGGCGGUGUGUGCUGUUUACGCGGGGCGCGGCUGCGGUGAGGAUGUAUGGCGAGACCAUUGGGGCGCGGGAUGUCAGCGAGACGAGUCCCAGUCUAGUUGUUUUGGAGAAGCGCGGUCCGGAUGCCGCGAUGGCGGGUGGCAAUGAGAAGACAAGGGAACAAAAGGGCGACGGGAUCGCGUUGGCGGGGGAAGGAAGGUAA
Chaetomium strumarium is the source of this 567-nucleotide messenger RNA. RefSeq names its product N-acetyltransferase-like protein. The record is from RefSeq and is a predicted model, not a curated record. The coding region runs from base 1 to 567 and encodes 188 amino acids. The transcript is spliced from 2 exons. NCBI's taxonomy places the organism in Eukaryota, Fungi, Ascomycota, Sordariomycetes, Sordariales, Chaetomiaceae. Gene Ontology annotation, molecular function: acyltransferase activity, transferring groups other than amino-acyl groups.